AUGGAUUUGGCAGCUGAUGAGAGAGUGGUGUACAGUAGUACAGUUGAUAAGAGGAGGUCAGAAUAUCUCAAAGUUGCGGGGAAUGCAACGAGUAGACGAAUAAGUAGACGAGAUUCAUUCUUGAAAAUGGAAGAAUCAUCUACUGAACACAGCAACCAAUAG
Brugia malayi is the source of this 162-nucleotide messenger RNA. RefSeq lists its product as uncharacterized. The transcript has 3 exons. The record is from RefSeq and is a predicted model, not a curated record. Lineage: Eukaryota; Metazoa; Nematoda; Chromadorea; Rhabditida; Onchocercidae. The coding region runs from base 1 to 162 and encodes 53 amino acids.